Molecule: messenger RNA, 1456 nt
Organism: Osmerus eperlanus (European smelt)
Lineage: Eukaryota; Metazoa; Chordata; Actinopteri; Osmeriformes; Osmeridae
Gene: nfybb
Product: nuclear transcription factor Y, beta b
Exons: 7
Coding region: 324-944 (206 amino acids)
Biological process (GO): regulation of transcription by RNA polymerase II
Cellular component (GO): CCAAT-binding factor complex; nucleus
Molecular function (GO): DNA-binding transcription activator activity, RNA polymerase II-specific; protein heterodimerization activity; RNA polymerase II cis-regulatory region sequence-specific DNA binding
Source: RefSeq, a predicted model, not a curated record
CAAAUCGAAAUCUCCUCUUGAGACUGUAUCUCUUUGUGAUUGUAGUGUGAUUUAGCAGGCGCGAAAGUAGUAAUGAAAUAAAGACUGCAGGGAUUCAGACUUGACAUUUUGAGACCUCACGACGUCUCUUGUACUAGGUACUAGGCCUUCGCACAACAUACAUUUGCUACUGCUGUGUGAAAUUCACAAUAAGCUGCUGUCUAAUGUCAAACGACUUACCUAGCAUGUUACUACUCAACCAGGGCUGACGAUACUAGUCAUGGUUGAGUUAAAUGAAAUGUGUCAAGUACAACACGUGUUGAUUACCUCUAGCUAGCUAACUUAUGGAUGGAGACGGUUCCACCACAGACGCCUCUCAGCUGGGUAUUACCGGGGAGUACCUGACCGGCGGUCACUAUGUUCUCCAAACUCAGGAUGAUGAUGGAGACGACAGCCUGAAUGACCACGAGGACGGCAGUGGCAGUAAAGAGAACUUUCGGGAGCAGGAUAUCUACCUUCCGAUUGCUAAUGUGGCUCGGAUCAUGAAGAACGCCGUUCCUCAGACUGGCAAGAUAGCGAAGGACGCCAAGGAGUGUGUGCAGGAGUGUGUGAGUGAGUUCAUCAGCUUCAUCACGUCUGAGGCGAGUGAGCGCUGUCACCAGGAGAAAAGGAAGACCAUCAACGGAGAGGACAUCUUGUUUGCCAUGUCGACGCUGGGCUUCGACAUGUAUGUUGAGCCCCUGAAGCUAUACCUGCAGAAGUUCAGAGAGGCCAUGAAGGGAGAGAAGGGGCUCGGAGGCCUGUCUGUGUCAGAAGGACUGGGGGAGGAGCUUACAGAUGACAGCUUUGCGAACCAGCUGCCGGCUGGAAUCAUCACUGCAGAUGGUCAGCAGCAGAACGUCAUGGUGUACACAACCUCCUACCAACAGAUCCCUGGUGUACAGCAGAUCCAGUUUACAGGAUGAUGUCAAGAGUUCCUGGAAGGUGCUGGAUAACACUUUUGAAAUGAGGAAAGGGUUCCUGCAUCUAUCAACACUCAGGUCAAAGGGGAAAGUUAGGGGCUGAACGUCCCAAACUCAAGAUGAGGAAGGAGAGAGUGGAUUUGUGCUCUGGUCAGUCAUUGGUUGGACUGGAGUCAUACCGUCAGCCAGUUCUUUGGCUGUUUUCAGAGAUUGUUUAGGCUUUUCAUAAAGUAUUAUGUCUUUAGAUUAGUGUGUUUUUGUUACUCCAUGUUAUGUUAUACUUGUUUGCAGUUUUAUCGUAGCUGAAGAGAAGUUUGGGUUAGAAAAGUAGUUUCAAAGUGUCGGUUGGUAUUUGACCUCUUGGGAAAGUAGAUUACAGUUGCAUUCCACACCCUUAUUUUAAAAUUGAGUGGCAUGCUGGGUAUUUAAGAUAAAUGUAACUUAAUUGUAUUUCUGUGAAACUUUGUAUAAUUUCAUGUACUUUUAAUAAAAAAUAAACAUGAUUACCAGCAGUA